Megalobrama amblycephala (Wuchang bream) is the source of this 1155-nucleotide messenger RNA. RefSeq lists its product as uncharacterized. Bases 1 to 1155 code for a protein of 384 amino acids. The transcript has a single exon. Gene Ontology annotation, biological process: deoxyribonucleotide biosynthetic process. Lineage: Eukaryota; Metazoa; Chordata; Actinopteri; Cypriniformes; Xenocyprididae. The record is from RefSeq and is a predicted model, not a curated record. Gene Ontology annotation, molecular function: ribonucleoside-diphosphate reductase activity, thioredoxin disulfide as acceptor. Gene Ontology annotation, cellular component: cytosol.
AUGGCAUUACUCCACCGCAUGUCAGGAGAGUGCAUCAAGUCUGAGUUGGACUUAUUUACGGUUCCUCUGACACAGACAGUUAUUGAGAAAAGCAGUUAUUUAGAAGUGCCUCCUUCAUCGGCUAUAUCGAACUCUUCACCUUUGGAGUUUUUUAUAGCGGGGAAUGGCGACGAUUAUGUCGACCUAAAUAACAUGCUGUUGUAUCUACGUCUUAAAAUCACGAAGCCUAACAGCGAAGAUUUACCAGCAGAUGCCAAGGUUGGCCUGAUAAAUUACCCCGGGGCUACUAUAUUUUCACAAGUCGACGUGAGCCUGGGCGAUCGUUUGAUAUCUCAGAGUUCGAGCACUUAUCCUUACCGUUGUAUCAUCGAGAGUCUGAUCAACUACAGUAAAGAUGCGCUGGAAUCGCUUUUCUCCGCAGGCUUGUUUUACAAAGACACAGCCGGCCAUAUGGUCGCGACUGACCCCGGCGGUCGCAACCAGGGGUUGGCAAAGAGGGCCGCCUACACAGCGAAUAGCAGAGUGGUGGAACUGUUGGCCCCCAUUCACAGUGAUAUUUUCUUUCAAGAAAAAUUUAUGAUGAAUAAUGUCGACAUAGAUGUCGCAAAGUAUCCCAUAGAUCGUGUUUGUCUAAAAAAUUUCUCCAUACCAGCAGGGUCCCGUGUUUCGAAUCAAGAAAAUUUGUUUUUAGGAACGCUACCAAAAUCUAUCGUCCUGGCUAUGGUCGAUAACGAUGCAUUCACAGGUGCCUACAAUAAAAACCCUUUUGCUUUCAAACAUUACAAUUUGGAGUUCCUAGCAGUCUACGUCGACGGACAGCAAUUUCCUGCCAAACCGCUACAACCGAAUUUUGAAUCUAGGGCCGCUGUACGAGAAUUUUAUCAACUGGCUAUGGCCUCUGGAAGACAUCUUAAAAACCAAGCGCUCUCUAUCGACAGGGAUGACUUUCUGAAUGGAUACACCCUUUACGCCUUCAACCUCACACCUGACGAAGAGUGCGGUCAGCACAUAUCGCUCAUCAAGUCUGGCAACAUCAGGCUCGAGGCACGCUUCCGACAACCGCUGCCACAGACUAUUAAUUUAUUAGUCUACGCAGUGUUCGAUAGUAUCAUUGAACUCUCUAACCGCAGACAGGUGCUGGUCGAUUACUAUUGA